Molecule: messenger RNA, 4163 nt
Organism: Neomonachus schauinslandi (Hawaiian monk seal)
Lineage: Eukaryota; Metazoa; Chordata; Mammalia; Carnivora; Phocidae
Gene: ST3GAL6
Product: ST3 beta-galactoside alpha-2,3-sialyltransferase 6
Exons: 9
Coding region: 4-999 (331 amino acids)
Biological process (GO): glycolipid biosynthetic process
Molecular function (GO): beta-galactoside alpha-2,3-sialyltransferase activity
Source: RefSeq, a predicted model, not a curated record
GCCAUGAGAGGGUACCUUGUGGCCAUAUUCCUGAGUGCUGUCUUUCUCUAUUAUGUGCUGCAUUGUAUAUUAUGGGGAACAAACAUCUACUGGGUACCACCUGCGGAAAUGAAACGGAGAAAUAAGAUCCAGCCUUGUUUAUCGAAGCCAGCUUUUGCCUCUCUCCUGAGGUUUCAUCAGUUUCACCCUUUUCUGUGUGCAGCUGAUUUUAAAAAGAUUGCUUCCUUGUAUGGUAGCGAUAAGUUUGAUUUGCCCUAUGGGAUAAGAACAUCAGCGGAAUAUUUUCGACUUGCUCUUUCAAAACUGCAGAGUUGUGAUCUCUUUGACGAGUUUGACAAUGUGCCAUGUAAAAAGUGCGUGGUGGUUGGUAAUGGAGGAGUUUUGAAGAAUAAGACAUUAGGAGAAAAAAUUGACUCCUAUGAUGUAAUAAUAAGAAUGAAUAAUGGUCCUGUUUUAGGACAUGAAGAGGAAGUUGGGAGAAGGACAACCUUCCGACUUUUUUAUCCAGAAUCUGUUUUUUCAGAUCCCAAUCACAAUGAUCCUAAUACUACGGCGGUUCUCACUGCUUUUAAGCCGCUUGAUUUAAAGUGGCUGUGGGAACUGCUGACGGGUGGCAAAAUAAACACUAACGGUUUUUGGAAGAAACCAGCCUUAAACUUGGUCUACAAACCUUAUCAAAUCAGAAUAUUAGAUCCUUUCAUUAUCAGAAUGGCAGCUUAUGAACUGCUUCACUUCCCAAAAGUAUUUCCCAAAAAUCAGAAACCCAAACACCCAACAACAGGAAUUAUUGCCAUCACUCUGGCCUUUCACAUAUGUCAUGAAGUUCACCUUGCUGGUUUUAAAUACAACUUUUCUGACCUCAAGAGUCCUUUGCACUAUUAUGGGAAUGCCACCAUGUCUUUGAUGAAUAAGAAUGCGUAUCACAAUGUGACAGCGGAGCAGCUCUUUUUGAAGGACAUUAUAGAAAAAAACUUUGUAAUCAACUUGACUGAAGAUUGACUCUACAGACUCAGAAGACGACGCUAACAGUAUUAGUUUUAUUUUUAUACGGCAAUUUUUAGUUUAUUUUUAAAUAUGUUGGAUGCACUUGUCAAAAAAUUGUGUAUAUUAAGUCUUUUACUGCCUGGUGAUUCAUAACCACCAGCUUAAUUUUUGUGAAUAUAUUUAAUUUAUAAAAACCAAGAUAUGCUUAGUUAAGAUAUCAGGGAAAGAAGUUUUGAUUGCAUUGUUUUUAAAACAAGGUAGUUUUCCGAAGUGUUUCUAAACAUCUUUUUAUAAUUAGUUCAUCUUAGACUUUUGAGAGGAUGUGACUUCCUAAUAAGGGGCUUUAGUUGACCACAAGUUUUGAGCACAACAUUUGGCUACUGUAAAUUGGUGGGGAAUGGCCAUGUGUUUGUGCCUUGAUGUGGCAAACUGGAACCACUUUAGGCAUGUAGCUAGAUGAUUGUUCCUUUUUGUUGUAGCUGAGGAAACAAAUUUGAAUCUUGAAGCAGCCCUGAACAUAACAGUAGGUAUGGUUAUGGAAAUCUAAGAUCAUACUGUUUUCAUUAAGCUUUUUUUGUCUUGCAAUUAAGUGAACCAUGAUUAUAAUGAGUAAUCGGGUAGAAGGAAGGUGGUGUUUUUAAGGUGAAGGAAAUAGGCUAAACAUGAAAUUUUGGACAAGUAAAUAAUCUAAGAAUGCAAUUACUAAAGCCUGGUGACUGCAUUAUUUUAAAGCUCAUACAAAGUAGCUGAGCUAGGCAAGCUCAAGGAGACCAUUCUUAAAUUUUCUGCCUGGCUUAAUAUAUUAAAAUUUGAAAGUUUACUAUUUGAAUUAGGAAAAAUGAAGAUAAAUCCUUGAGACUAAACAAGCUGUUUUUUGGAUUUAAAUGGGAAUUUCAUGAACAAUGUCAAUUCUUCAAAGGGAAGGCUUACCUGGCUGCCUAGGGUGCAUCAGAGAAGAGUCCUACUGGAUGCAAACAAGUCAAAACCAACCUUUCGAACAAAUGUGAGCUAGUGACCCUUCUCAUUUAAUACAGCCAAGGGCUAUGGGGAGGGGAAAAAGGAAGAGAAGAGAAUUACAAGAGGGAUGGAAUUAAAAGUUCUCAGAAGAGGUAAGAGUUGAAAGAAUUAUUAAUCUUUUGAACAAUAAUUAUCAUUGGGAGACACGGCUGGUGUUACCGGAAACCAACCUGCCUCUCUAAAGAGUAUGUCAAACGCAGUAUAAGGGGGGAGAAAACUCCGGGUUGAUUUAAGCCAGAUCUGGACAUUAAAUAUGGACUGUGUUCUGUUAGCACGAGCAUGCUUGCACAGUACCAUGGUUUCACUGGAUUCCUCUAAUAACUCUGAGGUGGAAAAGAUGGGUGUUCGCGUGACCUUUCCCUCCUACCACACAGUCAGAGUUUACCACACAAAAUGCAGUUUGUGAACUAAUUUAGGCUUCAAAAAUGGAUGGUCCGGGCUGGAGUAAAAGUAAAAAACCACUAGUAGCAUUUUCAAAUGUUACUGUAAGGUCUAGAAUAAUGGCAGUACAAUUUCUGAGCGAUGCUAAAACUGAGGAAUCUGGCAUUUUGUGUAGUAUGAGAAAAGGCUACACACUUCAACGUGGUUUCAUAUAAGCCAAAGGAAAUUCUCAGCAAGACACAUAUGUACAAUUUAUUAAAAACACACGAACACAUUAAGAUCUCACUAUUUAUACAAUCUAAAUUCUAGCAACAUAUACAAAUACUGAGUGACUACAGUACAUGCCGAGGUAAGAAAAGUACAUUCUGGGAGAAUAUCACUGACCCUCAAACCAUUUUUAUUUCCAAUAUGUAUUUCAAUGUUUUGUUUCCACCUUUCCCAGUGCCAAAAAAACAAAAACAAAAAAACUAGUCACAAAUUGGAGUAAAUAAUUGGUGCCACAGUUGAACUAAAAAGUAUUUUAAUAACCAUCCAACACUUACUAGAUUUUGCAGUUUAGGGACUUCAAGUUCAGAACAGAAAAGCAGAGCUAAAAGGCAGUUUUUCUUAAAGGUAGAGCCCAACAGAUCUCUCUUAAAAGGGUUUGAAAAGUUUUUGUCCCACAAUCUUAGUUCUGUCCUCUGACCUGGUGCUUCCAUAGCCCUUAUGCUCUCCAGGUGUCAAUGUGGGGCCAAGGCAAAGAAGUUCAAGCUUUCUCACCUUCCACAGAAUUUUAGAUAAGUGCAUUUUCUACUGGGGCAGGGGAGGACAAGAGUGCACAUGACACCAUAGUUUCAACUGCUGUAUAAAUUCUCUACACAAACCAUUUCAUCAGCGGAUAAACCCAUUGUUCAAUGCAAAGUGCAAAUAGUGAAACUUGAAUUUAAAUAGCUGGACUAGACCCUGCACAUACAAUAGGAUCUAUUUAGUGUUAUAGCUUUUAAUAAAAUAUAAAUCAGUAUUCACAAUAUCUUUAACUGUGCUGUUUCCUAAGAUUAUGUAACAGUGAAGUUGGUGUGACUUUAUGAAAACCUGCAGGGGCCACACUUGCUGUACCACUGAUUCGAUUUUAUCAUUGUGUUAACAGGAAAAAAAAUCCAAUAAACCAGAGUGACUUAAGUCUUUAACAUGUUUCAAGCAAAGAAUAAAAAUUCAAGGGAAUUUAGUAACGAAAAAAAAAAGAUACUUUCACAUUUUCAGUUGAUUGUCUCCACAGCUGCAUCAGACAUAUAAAUGUAGUUAAAACCCAAAACAAAACUCUAAUAUGAAAACAAAUGAACUAAAAGUACAAAACCAGAAUAACCCUUUGUAUCAGGCUCAGCUCUUCAUUUGGAAAGUAAAAUAUACAAAGGCAAUAAAAACUAUUUUGUAAAAAUCACUCGUAGUUCAAGGACCGCACAGUGGCAAAAACAUGCAUCAUUUGAGAAGAAAACAUUUGCCUCUCAAAAAAAAGUUCCAUGGGAAAAUCAGGUGCACAAAAUUAAAUAAAAACAAGCAUCUUUGGGAAAAUGGGAUCAUUUAAAGCUUCUCAAACAGGCAUGUGAUUGGAGAAGUAUAUUCACUGUGUACUGAGGAUAAAUAAAAAAAUAAAUUGGUUUACUCUCUUCCCACCUGAAAGGGGAUGACUGCAUUAAUAAAUGUGCUUUACACAUUCAUGUCUUAAUAAAGUUCAACAUCUGUGCUUUUUGUUUCAAAUGUCUGGAAACAAUAUAUUUUUUCAAUGAAUAAAAUUAUGCCUCAAA